AUGCAGAGAAAGAACUUCACAGAAGUGGCAGAAUUCAUCUUCCUGGGUUUCUCUGUCUUUGGAACGCACCAGAUAACCCUCUUUGUGGUUUUCCUUACCAUCUCCAUUUUCACUCUGGCUGGGAACAUCAUCAUUGUGACCAUCAUUUGUGUUGAUCUUCACCACCACAUACCCAUGUACUUCUUCCUGAACAUGCUGGCUAGUUCUGAGACCGUGUACACAUUGGUCAUCAUCCCACGAGUGCUUUCUGGUCUUAUUUUUCAUAACCAGCCUAUCUCCUUGUAAGGCUGUGCAACCCAGAUGUUCUUUUCUGUCAUCUUGGCCACUAAUAAUUGCUUCUUGAUCACAUCUAUGGGCUAUGACUGCUAUGUGGCCAACUGCAAGCCCCUGAGGUACACAGUCCUCAUGAACAAAGGAGUGUGUGCUAGGUUAGUCUGUGUGUCCUUUGGCACUGGUCUGGUUAUGGCAGUUCUCCAUAUAAUGGCCAUGUUCCAUUUGCCCUUCUUGCUAAAGCCAAACUCCACUGCUGUGACUGAGUUCCUUUUUGAAGGUUUCCCCAGCUUUGGGUGGUAGCACAGGCUUAGUUUCUUUGUUGUCUUUCUAACUUUGUACCUGCUGAGUCUCUUUGGCAAUGUCAUUAUUGUGAUUGUUAUUCACCUGGACCAUCACCUCUAUACUCCCAUGUACUUUUUCCUGAGCAUGCUGUCCAUCUCUGAGACCUGCUACACUGUGGCCAUCAUUCUCUGUAUGCUUUCUAGCCUCCUGAGUCCUCAUCAUCCCAUUUCUAUCCAAGGCUGUGCCACUCAGCCCUUCUUCUGUCUCACCUUUAGUAUCAAUAACUGCUUCCUGCUCACAGCCAGGGGGUAUGAUUGCUAUGUGGCCAUCUGCAACCCACUACAGUAUUCAGUCAUCAUGGGUAAAGAGUCCUGUAUCCUGGCAUCUGGGUCCCUGGGAAUUGGCCUGGGUAUGGCCAUUGUACAGGUAACAUCUGUUUUUGGCCUGUCUUUCUGUGAUGCCUUUGUCAUCUCUCACUUCUUCUGUGACAUGAGACCCCUGUUGAAGCUGGCCUGCACAGACACCACUGUCAACGAGAUCAUCAACUUUGUUGUCAGUGUUUUUGUCCUUGUUCUACCCAUGGGCCUGGUCUUCAUCUCCUAUGUCCUCAUCAUCUCCACCAUCCUCAAGAUUGCUUCAGCUGAGGGUCAGAAGAAGGCCUUUGACAUCUGUGCCUCCCACCUCACAGUGGUCAUCAUCCACUAUGGCUGUGCCUCCGUCAUUUACCUGAAGCCUAAGUCCCAGAGUUUCCUGGGGCAGGACAGACUCAUCUCAAUGGCCUACACUGUCAUCACUCCUCUGCUGAACCGCAUCGUGUACAGCCUGAGGAACAAGGAGGUCAAAGAUGCUCUGUGCAGAGCCAGGGGCAAAAGCCCCUCUCCUCUUAGUGAGGAGGUCAUUGAAGGCCUUUUCUUUCAUUUUGUAAAUAUGUAUUAAUUUUAAUGCUGUAUCAAUAAUACCUUUAA
This is a messenger RNA of Orcinus orca (killer whale), 1520 nucleotides long. RefSeq names its product olfactory receptor 10J3-like. Gene Ontology annotation, molecular function: G protein-coupled receptor activity; olfactory receptor activity. NCBI's taxonomy places the organism in Eukaryota, Metazoa, Chordata, Mammalia, Artiodactyla, Delphinidae. Gene Ontology annotation, biological process: G protein-coupled receptor signaling pathway. Gene Ontology annotation, cellular component: membrane. The record is from RefSeq and is a predicted model, not a curated record.